UUUAUACACAUCUCUCUGUCUCUGCGUCUUCUUUGGUCAAAUGAUACCAAUCUCAAAAAAAAAAGAAGAAAAAUAAAAAUCCAAAUCUUGCGUACACAUCUCCUCCUACUCUCUCCCUCUUUCACAUAGUUUCAUCUUCACUUUAGCCUGAAUUCAAAUUGGGGUUCCUGGGUUUUGAUUUUUCCACUCAAGUUCGUUUUUUUUUUUGGUCCCUUUGGAUUGAGUUAAACAUCAGGUUCUUGGUUUCGAUUCGAUGGUGCCGGGAAAAUGAAGUUGAGUUUGGUAAGGAUGAAUUAGGGUAUCUACAGUAAGUAAUAAAGAGUUGAAUCGGGGCUCAUCUCAUGGGUUGCAUAAUCUCAAAGAAGAAGUCUCCAAAGAGAAACCAUCAUCAUCAAAGGAAAGAAUCAUCGGAGAAGCGUUCUUCUUCGAGGAUUGAUGAUUCGAGCCAGAGUAAAGAAGAGCAACAAGACAGAUCCAAGUUCAGUUCAACUAGGUUGUCUCCGGAGAUUGCAGAGAUUGGUGACACGGAUGAAGAUGAAGACGAAGACAAGGAUAAGGAACUAAAGAGAAAGCCUAGUACUGUUGUUGCUAAAGAAGAACCAGAGGUGGCUGCAGGAUGGCCUGCUUGGCUAGUCUCGGUGGCUGGUGAAGCACUUGUGGGUUGGACUCCACGUCGUGCUAGCACCUUUGAGAAACUGGAGAAAAUUGGACAAGGUACGUACAGCAGUGUCUACAAGGCUCGUGAUCUCUUGGAUAACAAGAUUGUUGCGCUUAAAAGAGUCCGGUUUGAUCUCAGCGAUUUAGAGAGUGUUAAGUUUAUGGCUAGAGAGAUCAUUGUAAUGAGGAGGCUUGAUCAUCCUAAUGUACUCAAGUUACAAGGCUUGAUCACUGCCUCUGCUUCAUCUUCUCUUUACUUGGUUUUCGAGUAUAUGGACCAUGAUCUCGUUGGACUUGCUUCCAUUCCCGGUAUCAACUUCUCUCAGCCUCAGGUUAAAUGUUACAUGAAACAACUUCUAAGCGGGCUUCAUCAUUGUCACAGUCGCGGUGUUCUGCACCGCGAUAUAAAGGGAUCAAACCUACUUAUCGACAGUAAUGGGAUCUUGAAGAUAGCAGACUUCGGGUUAGCAACGUUUUUCGACCCGCAGAACACUGUUCCCUUGACUAGCCGUGUUGUGACUCUAUGGUAUCGACCACCAGAGCUUCUUCUUGGAGCUUGUCAUUAUGGUGUUGGUGUUGAUUUGUGGAGCGCUGGCUGUAUCUUAGGCGAGCUAUAUUCUGGGAAACCCAUCUUGCCUGGCAAAACCGAGGUGGAGCAACUGCAUAAAAUAUUCAAGCUGUGUGGUUCACCAACAGAAGAUUACUGGAGGAAACUGAAGCUACCACCUUCAGCUGCGUUUAGACCCGCGCUUCCUUACGGACGACGUGUAGCUGAGAUGUUUAAGGACUUGCCUACUAAUGUACUCUCGCUUCUGGAGGCUUUACUCUCUAUAGAUCCUGACCGGAGAGGCUCUGCAGCUAAAGCUCUUGAGAGCGAGUACUUUAACACAGAGCCGUUUGCUUGUGAUCCAUCCUCUCUACCGAAAUAUCCUCCAAGCAAAGAGAUCGAUGCUAAACUCCGCGACGAUGCUAAGAGGCAAGAGAAGAACGAAAGACAAGACUCUCAGACGAGACAAUCACAUGAAAGAAAACUUAUCCCGCCGCUAAGAGCUAAUCCAUCACUCACAGCGGCUAUGGAGAACCCUUAUCUAAGAAAAUGUGUUCCUGGUCAUUCGGCGAGGCAAAUGCAGAUUACAAAGGACAUGACCAGCAACAAUCCAACGAGUGGGAGAGUCUCUCACUCGGGUCCCAUGAUGAAGAACCGGAAUCACAGCCGGUUUACUUACAUGAAGGACAAUGCAGCAGCACCUUCAAGCAGGGCUAACUUAGCAGGACAAAGCGGUUCGCGUGUAGACACAACUGGCUCCUCAGAUCAAACAAUCAUGGAUCAGCAAAGGAGGAAUUUGAGAGCAUUCAACAGAGCUGACACUAUGGAUAAUAGUAAGAGGCAAAUCAAAAUCCCAAAUGACCCGUCUUGGUAUGAUGCUGGGGAUAACAAAAUGUACAUGUCGGGUCCAUUGCUGGCUCAGCCAAGAAAAGUGGAUCAGAUGCUGGAAGAACACGACCGGCAGCUCCAGGAAUUCACCAGACAGAAAGCAAAACAUUCCAGAAGCUGAUAGCAUAAUGUGUCUGAAUGAUUUUUGCUUAUUUUGCCCGGAAUGGACAAAAACAGAGAACCAGUUCGAGUCUUGUUGUAUCAAAGAAGAGUCUGAUGAGUUUUCUUGAAAAAAAAAAUUGUAAUAGAGAUUUAAAGUCGCUGUCUUUAUAAAAAGGCGCAGCUCUGUGAUUAUAUAGAACAUGUAUACAGACUCAUGAUAGAGUUUGAUCUUUGUGUAGUACAUACAUGUAUGUACAUUUCUUCAUAUAUUAUAGAUGUGUACAUACAUACAUGUUAUACA
Brassica oleracea var. oleracea is the source of this 2495-nucleotide messenger RNA. RefSeq names its product probable serine/threonine-protein kinase At1g54610. Gene Ontology annotation, biological process: positive regulation of transcription elongation by RNA polymerase II; protein phosphorylation. Gene Ontology annotation, molecular function: cyclin-dependent protein serine/threonine kinase activity; ATP binding; RNA polymerase II CTD heptapeptide repeat kinase activity. Bases 342 to 2213 code for a protein of 623 amino acids. NCBI's taxonomy places the organism in Eukaryota, Viridiplantae, Streptophyta, Magnoliopsida, Brassicales, Brassicaceae. The transcript is spliced from 7 exons. The record is from RefSeq and is a predicted model, not a curated record. Gene Ontology annotation, cellular component: nucleus; cyclin-dependent protein kinase holoenzyme complex.